AUGUUCCAUUUUGCUGGAGGCUCUACAGAAGGCACAAUACCGCAUCCUAAUGACACACAGAUUUCUAAAGUUCAGUUCUCGCCAGAUGAAAACGGUCAGCUGUUAGCAGUAUCAAGUUGGGAUAGUUUUGUUCGUUUGUAUAAUUUUCCUGCUGGUCCUGUGACAGCAUUAGAAAAACGAUCUUAUUCACAUUCUAAGCCUGUUUUGUCAUGCGCUUUUUUUAGUAACAAGGAUAUUGCUAGUGGUGGCCUUGAUAGCUUGAUCAAAAUUUAUAAUAUUGAAAGCGGUGAAGAGUUUAUUAUUGGUCAUCAUAAAGCUCCUGUGAGAUGUCUUGAAUACAGCAAACAGCAUAAUUUAAUUGUUUCUGGAAGUUGGGAUUCUUCUAUAAUGUUGUGGGAUACGCGAUCCAAAAGUUCAGCUGGCUUUGGAAAUAAUGGAGAUAAAGUUUAUGCUCUGGAUUGCCAUGAUAAUCGAGUUCUUGUUGGUACGAGCAGUCGUAAAAUAUUUAUUUGGGAUGUUCGCAACCUUGGUGAACCCGAACAAAUACGUGAUAGUCCUUUAAAGGCAUUUACAAUUUUUUUUCAAAUCCGAUCUGUGAAAUGUUUUCCCAAUGGUGAAGCAUUUGUUGUUGCUUCAAUUGAAGGACGUGUCGCUGUAGAGUAUUUUGAUAUGUCAGCUGAAGUACAGAAAAACAAGUAUGCUUUCAAAUGUCACCGAGAAAAAGAUCAGUCGGGUGCUGAAACGAUAUAUCCAGUAAACUGUAUCGAUUUCCAUCCUCUACAUAACACAUUUGUUACUGGAGGAUCUGAUGCUCUCGUUAAUUUUUGGGAUCCUUUCAAUCGGAAGCGCAUAUGCCAACUGCACAACAUUAUGAGCGUUUCAUUCAAUGCAAAUGGUACUCAGCUAGCUAUCGCCGCUUCUUAUAUGAAUGAGUUGAAGGAACGACAGAUUUCAAAGCCUGAAAGUAUUGUAGUAGUUAGAAAAAUUACAGAUGUCGAAGCAAAGCCAAGAUGA
Thelazia callipaeda (thelaziosis nematode) is the source of this 1014-nucleotide messenger RNA. Lineage: Eukaryota; Metazoa; Nematoda; Chromadorea; Rhabditida; Thelaziidae. The record is from the annotation of a GenBank genome assembly.